This is a messenger RNA of Actinia tenebrosa (Australian red waratah sea anemone), 968 nucleotides long. RefSeq lists its product as uncharacterized. The record is from RefSeq and is a predicted model, not a curated record. NCBI's taxonomy places the organism in Eukaryota, Metazoa, Cnidaria, Anthozoa, Actiniaria, Actiniidae. Gene Ontology annotation, molecular function: protein binding.
ACCAGAAUAUUCCAACUCGACAAUCUGGGCUUUAGAAGGCGAUGAAAUUACUAUUGCCUGUUAUACAAGUGUACCUGAGCCAAUAACAUACUUCUGGACAAAAACGGGAUCUCUAUUAUUAGUUGAUAGCCCAGCCAUCAAGAUAAGGGGAAAUAUUUUGAUUAUAAGACUUAAUAGUGAGAAGGUGUUUGGUACGUACAUAUGUACUGCAACAAACAGUGAAAGAACCAUGGUUUACCGAAUCAACAGAGUGGAAUUAAAGAAACAAACCACAUGUAAAGGUAACGCAAGUGAAAGCAAAACAAACGAAGUUGUACCUUACGUCAUUCCACUUGUAUUGAUCAUCCUUGGUCUGAUCAUCUGCAUCACUUAUUUGGUAUACCGACAAAGAAAAAAAGAAAAACAAUACAAUGAAAGAAUCAGUAAAAAUAUGAAAAAGAAGACAGAUGAAACGGGGGUCACCAAUGAUGUCAUGGUCCCGCACACAAACUAUCAAGAUAACGACACUAAAAAUUCAAAAACAUCAGAAACUGCAAAAKCUGACGAAAUAGAAACUCCAGGUUACAUGGCAUUGCAACCAAGAGGAAGCAGUGAUACGCAUUACCAGUCGAUACGAGAGCCUGGAUACAGACCUAGAAAAAGUGAAACACCACAUACGCGAGGCAUGACGGGACAUGAACAAUACAUGGACUUACAACCAAGAGUAAACGCGGAAUACGAAACACUACAGCACAAGAAUGUAUCAGGACCAGACUACGAGGAUGUUGGCCAGGCAUUUAGUAGGCCAGGAUUUUAAAGGGGUUGGGAAUGAAAGCGCCACAAUAUUUGAAAGUCCAAACAAUUGAAGUAUCUGAGGAUAAUAUGACUCAAUAGUCCUCUUCACAGUUCCCUGCGCCGUCUUAAAAGGUAGCCGUGACUUUGCAUCGAAGCGAGACGAACGGUGAGCUUGCAAUGAUAGAGACACGCGA